Messenger RNA from Metarhizium album ARSEF 1941, 8871 nucleotides. RefSeq lists its product as uncharacterized. The transcript has a single exon. The record is from RefSeq and is a predicted model, not a curated record. The coding region runs from base 1 to 8871 and encodes 2956 amino acids. Lineage: Eukaryota; Fungi; Ascomycota; Sordariomycetes; Hypocreales; Clavicipitaceae.
AUGGCCCUUCUCAGUCCGACUUUCCUCCUGGGAGUGCUCGUCCUGCUGUACCUGUCGUCCUUUGUCUUUUUCGCAAUCAUUCGAAUCCUCACUGGCGUCUCCAUACAGCGAAUUGGCUAUCUAUCGCUACGCCGACUCGCCUACACCCCCCGAGAUGGCUGCAGAGUCGAGAUAAGAGGCCUGGGACUCAACAUACACCGGCCGACUUUUGCCCAGCCGACUUGGAUAAGUCUAGUUCUGAACGAAUUGACCCUGACCUUGGAUGUGCGCGACCUCGAUGGACACAAGCGCUUCAACAAAGACGGCAGCCACUACGAAAAAUCCGGAAACGAGGCCUUGCCCGGCGAGUCCGCGCCGCCGCUUAAGCCCCAACGUACGCGCCGAAAAGUCGACACCGAAUCUCGAAGCAAAACGUGGCAAAGGUUGGCUAAGCUCAAGGACAGAAUUAAGCAACUACAUAAGAACAUACAAUGGCUGAGAAUGAUUGAUGUGGUUGCUACCAAUUCGACCGUCAACGUAGUCGAUGUGGGCAGCUUCCAGGUCGGCAACUUUGCCGUGGCCGUUGAUACGAGGCGGAAGAUUGUUGACCACGCUCGGCUCUUCAAAUCUCAUUCGAGGAAGAAGGAGCAACGCCAAGCUGAGUGGAUCAUAUCGAUGCGCAGCGUUCUGUUCACUGCCGAUGGGAGCGAAUCGCUCGAGAUAUUAGACCAUUUGUUGCUCAACGUCCAUGGCUUCUUGUACGAGUUGCGACAAGGUCUCAGCGAUGCUACCGUUUCCUUGAAGCUGGGACGAGUCCAUCUGCCCUACGACGACCUGAGUAUUUGCGCAUCUCGAUUCAAAGAUUGUCGCAGGCAGUCAGACUCGGUUGACCUUGACAACCCCGUGGACGUUGCCCUCCAUCACGUCCCCGAGGAGCCGGAUCACCAAGGCACCCAGCAGGACGACUUGAUGAGGGCGGUGAUGGAUUCAAGAGAAUUUGUCAGUUCCAUCCUGCAGGGCGUCAAGGAGGUCCAAUUUGCAGUCAGUUAUGUUGGCAUGACCCAAAAGAUAGAAUCUGUCAAGCCUGAAGGCUCGCCUAUGCUCCUCAACGCCUCCAUGAAGGAAGUUGGCAUCGAUUUACACCGACUAGAUCCGAAAUCACCCGCCCAUCGCAUGUAUUUCUCACCAAAGGACAUUGCGCACGAAGCUCUUGCAGCCGCACUCUCCCUCUCUGUUGGAAUCGAUGACGGUCACGGCACUCCCCAGCGGCUUUUGUACAUACCCAUGACGACCACCACAGUUAGGACCACCCUUCCAUCCAAAACAAUCCAGCUGGCCCAGGACGGAGCCAUUGGCGAAAAGAAUGCAAAUAUUAUGUUCGCAAAUUCCGUCAUCACCUCGCCGUCCGUGGACCUCGAUCCUGCUCACCUCCCUCUCCUCAUUGCCAUGAUGCAACCCAAACCCAAGGCGCCCAAGUCUUCUCGUGUCACAAACCAUAGCGUCUUGUCCAGGCUCCUGCCAAAAGCGAGUAUCAAAUUCUCCAUGCACGAACCAGUCCUUCGAAUGAAACUUAAACCGCUACAGGACACGAAGGAUUCGGAUGAUUUCGACCUCAUUAUAUCUUCAAUAUCCUCUGUCUCGUUGGAUGUCGAGUCAUCACAUUCGACCAUGGAGGACAUGCACUAUUUUCUGGAUGGCGCUAUGAGGUUGCAGUCUCAUCACUUGUACUACCAGACUUGCACAGGUGAUAGAUUCAACCUCAUUACGACAGAUUCCUUCGACCUCAGGGCACAUUUGGCCGCCAAACCUGACGUUUGUGUCGAGCUUAGCGGCAAUCUGCAAUCAUUUGCUAUCAGCAUGGUACGACCCGAGAUAACCGACGGGCUCCGCCAAAUCGUUCGACAACUUCGCAUCGAUGUGGAACCGGAGAAGCGGUUCAAAUCUAAGACGGCAAAGCAUCAGAACUUCCUGCGAUCUUUUCCCGAUUGGCUGGUUAGGUACCAAAUUGAGGCAACAGACUUCAAUGUCGAAGUAGCUGGAGUAGACGAGGACAUAUCAGACGAUACCAGGGGUGUCACCGUACAUCUGGACUCAUUCUCCGCCGAAUACAGAGCACAUCGUCUAGAUGGGCUCCAGCGACGGCCUGGAAGACGGCGUACUCACAGCAGAUCUAUCACGCAGUCCGACUCAGACUUGACACCGUCACCGGCCUCUCCUCGACCAAGAAAGAAACCACAGACUGCCGGGGACGGCCGUCGGCUUGCACUGCACGCAAAGGGCAUCGAGGCCCAAAUUGUCGAGGGCUCAGAUCGUCUCGAGGUCGAGCCGUUUGUCAAUGUUCCUCGUCUUGAAUUGGCCUUUUCCGCCGCGAGUGACAGCCAUGGUCCAUUGUUCCACAUCCAGUCUACAAUCAAGACAGUCACACUGCAGUAUUCUCUCUACCGACACUACGCAGUCGGUGUCUCUGUUUUGACGUUGCGCAGGGCCUUCAUGCGAACGAGCCGAGAUGCGCCCCGGCCGCAACAACACGGGACGUGCGACAAGAACUACCUGAGGCUACCUGGUAAUCUGGGCAUCCCAGAUGCGGAUAGCUCAUCCACGGUAGCGUCGGAGUUGAUCACGGUCGAUGUCAAAGCAGCCUUGGUUCAAAUCAAAGCGGAGAUGCCCCACGAGCCGCUGAUGAUGCUGCGCGUCUAUGGGCUUGAAACUGGACGUCAUCGAUGGUCAACGCCUUUUUUAACCUCAAAGGUCAUCAGACUCUACGUCGAAACACCGCGCAUGCGAAAUGUGUGGUCAAGGAUGAUUGGUGUCAAGCAUGGCCGUGUCGAUCUUCGUGAGUCAAAACACAAAACCCCCAAAGGUGGCUAUGUGGAGGAGAGGAUGUUCGACGUGGCCACGGAAGCUCUUCGCAUUGCCGUUCCGCACGAGGUCAUCGUUUCCCGCAUCACGGAUAACUUUGUCAAUGUAAUAAAGUCAGUGAAACAGCUUCACCAUCGAUUCAAAACCGGCACAAAUGAGUAUAUUCUUGAGAAGAAGCCCGAAGAACCCAAGAAUGUGCCCAAGGUCUCUGUUCGCUCACGGAACUUUCUCUUGGAGCUCGAAGAUGGUGCGUUUGAAUGGAAAUUGGGUAUCAUCUAUCGCACAGGGCGGGUGGAGCAGACGCAACGACUGGCACGCGAAGAGGCCUUUGAAGCCAAAUCUAGGAAGGUUCAGGAUGAGGACCCGCGAAGAGGUGGAAGUAAGCUCCGUGCUCGGUCGACUCUUCCUCGCGGCCGUGGAGAGCAUUCGGCCUCAUCGUGGUUCAGAAGCAGAAGCGCGGAUGCAUACAAGGCCGACGAUACCGGUCACAAGAUUAAAGGUGGCACCAUGCCUAGAUACGACCCAGACCGAGAACACGUCGGCAUUCAUGGAAAUGCUAAAGUGCCCGAAGCCGAGGCCCACACUACUCUUCAGAGGUUCAACGCUCAGUCAUGGAAAAAGCGCAUCGACAGGGCAUACGAGACGUCAAAAAAGUCUAUGCGUGAGCUGCGUGAUACCUUCUGGGGCCAGAACCAUUUGCCUGAGGACGUGGAAGAGACCGAAAAUAUCUUGGAGGUCUCUCAGCGUCCCGCCCUCAUGUCUGCGCUCAUAUCGGAUCUUCACCUGAUGAUUGACAAGCCUUCCUUUGCCCUGAAGGACUUGCCCAACUUUGUUCACAAGGUGGGCAAGGGAAUGCCGAGGGAUAUGCAAUAUGGGCUUCUUGUGCCCAUGCACGUUGCAGUUCAAAUGGGCGAGGCCCGCCUGACCCUGCGUGACUACCCGUUGCCCCUGUUGCAUAUCCCAGGUCUCAAGACUGGGCAGUCGUCAAGGCUGCAGUCUGUGUCUCUCAAGGCUAACUUUGUCCUGGCGGAAGAAUUCAGGGGACAUGAAUCGACGAGAAAGGUCAGAGUCAAUGUUGUACCUCCACGAAGCAGCGACCCCAAGACAUCCAACGAAGGUUCCUUCGCUAUUGAAGUCCGAAGAACGAUUGGACCAGUCAAGUCCUUCUCAGAAGUGUUUAUGGACAUCAACACAGCCCUGCCAACACGAAUCACUUGGGGUCCCUGCUAUCAGCCUGCCAUUCAGGACAUGAUGAUGGUUAUUGAGUCAUUCACAAAGCCACAGGUCGACCCAUCAGAACGCGUUGGAUUUUGGGACAAACUUCGCCUCAAUACGCAUUCCCGUGUCCACGUGGCCUGGAAGGGAGAUGGUGACAUGCACCUGUCUCUCAAGGGUACUCGAGACCCGUACCUGGUAACAGGAAAUGGUGCCGGGUUCUUAAUGUGCUGGCGCAACGACAUUAGAUGGCACAUCAAUGCCGAGGACGAUCCGAAACGAUUCAUGACCGUGGAUAGCGGCGAGUAUGUGCUUGCAAUCCCUGACUACAGCCACCAAGUCCGCGAAGCUGCCCGUCGACGUGACCAGGAGAAGGGACACGUGACCGAGGAACUGUGCGCAGAUAGCGCCAUUUUUAAGAAGGUGAUUAUGAAGCUCUCGGGCAAAGUGCAGUGGAUGGCCGGCCUGUUGUUCGAGCGUGCCAUCGAAAAUGGAGAGAGAAGCUUCUCGUUUAAGCCUCACUACGAAGUAGUGCUGAAAAACCCCGUCUACGCGAAGCCUGAUGCGGAUGGUCUACCAUACGACGCAAUGAGGGGAUUCAGAAGUCGGCACAUCCAUCUUUCAAUAGCAGUUCGUGCACCCGUCGAUCGGGAAUGGAUGUGUGAAACUACAGAACCAUCUAGGAGCUACAACACAGUCCAUCUUACUCCGCGGUUCUUUACCCAUUUCUUCCAGUGGUGGGGUCUCUUCGGCUCGCCGAUGUCGCUCCCUAUUCGACAAGGGAAUCUCUGGCCUGGGCGAGAGAAGAGCAGCAAGAAGUUUGGAAGGCAUCUUGCCACAGUCAAAUACAACCUGCUGCUAGCUCCCCUGUUUCUUAGCCACAUCUACAAGCACAAGGAUGCCGAAGAUUACGGCGAAAACGCUGUUUCCGCGACUGGCCUAAAAGUCCGCUUUGACAGCUUCAUGCUUGACCUUCACCAACGAAGAGAAGAGUUUAACACACUUGCCAAGGGGAAGAGCACGCAGAGUAGGACGUCCGGGAUUAAGAUUCACGCAGCCCAACUCGAUCUCACUAACGCUGAUGUUCGUGCUGUCUCAGCAAGCUUACGAGGCACCACUACGGAAGCCAUUAGGAAGGGAUCUAUUUCCGCCCUCAUCGCCGAACAAGAUGACAAGCCUGACUUGUCUCGAUUUACCAUCCCUGAUAAUGACUUUAGUUGGAUCGACAUGGAUGACUUUGUAGAGCUGGACUGGAUCCUCCCGACCGAGCCUCAUUCUGACACCAAGAUUUUACCGCUUGCAUUUGCCCCUCGCCUGACGUAUUUCCGGCAAACGGAUAUUGGGGGCAUUAUUGCUGGCGAUCCGACACGAACGAGCCCAUUUGGCAACGAGCCCACACAUUUCUGCAUCAUGACGCACGACGACGACCCGAGACGAGUACAGAGUCAGCUUAUCCGAGAACGACUCGACGAACUGGGCGUUCAGAUGCAGGCUCACUCCCGAAACAUUGGUGAGGCAGAGUUAAGGGUGAUUCAAACCAACGGCGAUGAACCCGAGCAUGUAGACACCUUUGACGCGCUGAAGAAGCAUGCCGGUGUUCUCAAAGACAGGGAAUUAUUCCUGAAAACCAUGCUGGACCAGAUGCAGAGCAAGGCUCGCAUCAACAGCAAUGGACACAGGAGACCGUCAGAGCCAUUGUCAUCAAGUUCCGAAGAUCUGGUUGACGUGCCCCCCACCGCGGAGUUUGAAAGCGAGUUCAAGAAUCGAUUCGUCAUUCACAAUUUGCAACUGAAAUGGAACAACUUGCUGCGGAACAUUGUGCUUCGAUACAUCCACCAAAACAGCCAACGACGUGGAUUCGUCUAUUACCUGUCGCGACCCGCUGUCAAAUUCAUCUUGGAUAUUGUGGAAGAGCAGAGCAAGGCAAAAGCCAACAAGGCUGCCAAAGGCGGUGUUCCCUCAACCUCCAGUGGAAGUACAUCGUCACCCAACCCCAGUGUACCCGGAAAGGAUAGCGCCACGGACCUCGAGGAUCGCAUAAGGAGUAUUCUCGAGGACGGCAGACGCUUCAGAGACGCCUGCUUCGACGUCAAUGGCGAGGUGAAUUGUGGCUCGAUUGCAGACUUGGAGAGCGGCAUUGCGAAGGAGUUCAGCCCACAGAGCAGCUAUCAUGUCCGAUUGAUCGCCCCACAAAUUCAACUCCAAAGCGAAAAGAACAAGAAACACGUGGUCCUCGUUGCCGCCAAAGGCAUGGAGCUCAAGGUUCUGGAGGUCAUGGACAAGGAAAGAAUCUCCGACACGGUCAGCGGUCUGGUCCAGCGCCGUUUCCUGGUCAACAUGGACAGCACACAGUUCUUUGUUGCCCAUCAAAAAUGGUUCCAAACAAGUCUAGUUUCCAUGUAUGCAGGCAGCAAAUAUGGCACGCCGAAUGGGUCCGCUUGGCCGCCAUGGGUUCCUGUGGAAGUAAUGUUCAACUUUCAGACUGAUCCCUUUGGAUUUAAGCGCGUUGUUCAGAAGACAUCCGCCAUGCUACGAUACGACAAGUACAACAACUUGCGUCUGAAGUACAAUGACGAAGUCAACGAAGACGGGGGAGAGGAUUUCGCUUCAAGCGAAAAUGCCGAGUGCCGAUCGGACAAUCUCUGGGUUGAAUUCCCGCAAGCACGGGCACUUUGCAACAGUUCGCAAUACUAUGCCAUGUAUGUCAUCGUGCUGGACCUGCUGAUGUAUAGCGAGCCUCUGGAAAAGACGCGCAACGAGCGACUUGAGAAGAUAAUGCUCGCGUCCGACUUUAGCGACUUGAGCGGAACACCGCGAAUGGUGCAGAAACUCCAGGAGCGCGUCAGACAGCUGGAGGACAUCAAGAACCAUUUCCUGGUCUACUCUCAAUAUCUGGAUAAAAAGGGGUGGGACGACAGACUGGCGCUGGAACGAGACUUGGCGAGCUGCGAAGAUGAACUCUUCUUCAUGAUGAAGGCCAUCACCACGUCUCAGCGCAAAUUCGAGAUCGACAGCGACACGAAUGCGUUGCUCAAGUGGAGUAUUUCUGCGCGAGACAUUGUGUGGCAUCUCAUUCAGGACUCGGCAGAACCACUUGUUGAGCUGCAGCUCAAGGACGUCGAGUACGAUCGCACGGACAACUCUGACGGCUCCCACAUGAAUCUCAUCCGUGUUGGCAAGAUCCUUGGUCUCAACCUACUACCUGAUGCCACGUAUCCGGAAAUCAUUGCACCGUACAGCGGAUCCGACAGGAACAUCGUGACGGGCGACGCUGAACAGGACAUGAUCCGGGUGUACUGGCACAUGCUCGAGGCGAUUGCGGGCAUUCCCGUCAUGGAUCGCUUCGAGGUGAAGCUCGUGCCGAUGAAGGUACAGCUUGAACGAGAAGCUGGCAAGCGUCUGUUUGAGUAUAUCUUUCCUGGCAUGGACGGAGGCAAGGCUUCAAAGGACGACUCGCCUCUCAUGGUCAAGCAUCAAACUCCGAGCGCAGACGAAGUUGAAGUUGAGUCUGCAAACAGCUCGGUGACACGUCUGGAUCCACCAGCACUGGACAAGGACUCGUCCGAAUUCCAUACGAGGUCGGGGUCGUUGGAAUUACGCCUGCGGCCGACGUUGACGUCAAACAAUGCCCAAGAGAGCAGCUCGAAAAAGACACUCAGCGUCAAAAGCUCCGAGGGAGGCGGCCAUGCAUUCAGGCUGUUCCGGUCUGGAAACCCGGGAAAGACGGUGAUAUCCAAGAAGGCGUCUCACGAGUCACUUCGAGGCACGUCUCGACCUGGCGUGCUUGCACGAUCCUCCACGGGUCUCUCGUCGAGGGAUAGCAAGGACUCUGUGGAAACCAAGAAGGCAUCUCGUUGGCGAAGUGGCAAGUCACAGGCAGAAGACAAGCAGCAGUCGGACGACCUCACCAAGAUGAUCGCCCGGGCGAGCAACUACAUGACAUUUGCAUACAUUCGACUGCCGUCGGUGGUUCUCUGCCUGAGCUACAAGGGGAAGGAUCAGCGCAACUUUGAAGACGUCCACGACUUUGUGUUCCGGCUCCCGACGGUCGAGUGGCAAAACAAGACGUGGUCCAACCUGGACCUGGCGCUUGCUCUGAAAAAGGCGGUGGUCAAGGCCCUGAUUUCUCACACGGGCGCCAUCAUUGGCAACAAGUUCUCCAAGCACCGGCCCAACGCGGAGCAGCGGAGCAAGCUACGGGAAAUGGCAAGCAGCUCCGUGGUGAUCACGCCGUCCAGCUCUUCCCAGCACUAUGCCGCAAGCAUCAACGACAGCGACGACUCGUCCAGCUUCUAUGGGACCUCAACAAUCGACUACUCGCGGUCCACACGGGCCGAGAGCACACACGGCAGCAUACCGGCGCCUCGAUCUGCGAGCCGCAGUAGCAGCGUGGCCAGCGGUCGGUCGUACCGAACCGGCGGUUCAUCGCACAACGGCCCCGGCGCCCCGACUUACCUCUCCGUGACCACUCCCCCGACACCGAUCGAGGGGCCCAACGAAGCCGGCAUCGACUUGGUGCGUCCCGCUUCCAGCCACGGCCUCGGCCAUUCCAACCACCGCCGCGUGCUCCGCAGCGUCAGCGGGGGGGACAGUCGGCCGUCCACCCGUGGCGGAAGCGUUGAACCAGCAGACCGUCGCAGAGCCGGUACUCCCAGCCUGAGAAACAGACUCAGUGUCUUUACAGGCCGCAGGCGCGAAACCAGCGGCUUGCCAGAUGGGGUGGAUGACGUGGCCGAGGAUGACGACGGCGCAAAAGACGGUAGAACCCCGCGUGGGAGGAAGCUGAGCUGGGCCCAGGGGCGGACUAAGGCGGGCUGA